AUGGAUGCCCUGGGUUUCUAUAUUCCAGCCAAGCGUGAUGAGGAGAUUUCCACUUCCCAUGCCCUCAAGGUUGGUGAUAAAUGUACAAAUGGAGCUCUCGCCCCAAACCCCGAAAACCGGACGCAAUUCUAUUUUUGUUUGGAUAGUAAAGUCUAUCUGGGAACUUGUACCGAUGGUAGGGUGUUUGACGAACGAGUUGCUCAGUGUGUUUAUGCGGGAACCGACCCUGGAACUGGCACGGGCACAGGAACUGGUACCACAGUCAACUGCGAGGGAAACGAUUAUGCGACGUUCCCAUAUCCCAGUGAUAACAUCAGGUACUAUUAUUGCUACAAUGGUCAAGCUCUGGUAGUGCAGUGUCCAGCUAACAAUUAUUAUGACUCUAUCUCGGGUACCUGUGUUUUGGGUUCUGGAACAGGCACUGGUGGUUAUGUGUUUUGCCCAACCGGAGUUAAUACUGUGUUGCCUGAUCCGAAUGGUGAUUGCCAGAGAUACGUGCUCUGUCUGAAUGGCCAAGCCUCCUAUCAAACAUGCCCAAAUAGAUUCUACUUCCACCCAACAACUGGGUACUGUGGUCCGAAUAUUCCAAAUUCAUGUACUGGUGGCGGCGCAUGCAAUCAGAGGGGACUACUAAGACCGGUGCGAAAUAAUUGCCAAGUAUACAAUUACUGCGAUGGAUCCUAUUGGUCGACAAUAAAGUGUCCAAGAAAUUAUUACUUCAGUCCAAGCCGGCUUACAUGUGGACCUACUAUCCCGAAUGGAUGCAGCAAAUACAACAAUUACUACCAAAACUUACUUGGUUCGAACUCAGUUUAUCCUACUUAUCCCACAUACCCAACUUAUCCCUUUAUCCCCACCACUCCAACGGAUCCUUCUGUAGUUUGUGCAACAAGUAUGAAUGGUGUUUUUGCGGAUACCACAAAUUGCCAGAAGUACUUCUAUUGUAUGGAUGGAUUGCCGUAUACAGCGACUUGCCCCAGCGGUUAUUAUUUCAACCCAUUAACAAGAGCCUGCGGUCCAAACAUCCCAUCAGGAUGUACUGUACAAGAUAUCCACCUUGACACCUCCACUUGUCCGGCAAAUUCUGAAAUAACCUUGGCAGACCCAACCAACUGCAAACAAUACAUAGUCUGCACCAAUGGAUUUGGAGCUACCUACGCCUGUGGUCCUGGACUUUACUACGAUAUUGAAUGGAAUACAUGUUCGACAAUGAUACCAGAUAGAUGCACUUGA
This is a messenger RNA of Hermetia illucens (black soldier fly), 1233 nucleotides long. Its product is annotated as peritrophin-48-like. Lineage: Eukaryota; Metazoa; Arthropoda; Insecta; Diptera; Stratiomyidae. Bases 1 to 1233 code for a protein of 410 amino acids. The record is from RefSeq and is a predicted model, not a curated record. Gene Ontology annotation, molecular function: chitin binding. The transcript is spliced from 2 exons. Gene Ontology annotation, cellular component: extracellular region.